Messenger RNA from Lineus longissimus, 3103 nucleotides. RefSeq lists its product as uncharacterized. Gene Ontology annotation, biological process: mRNA processing. The transcript is spliced from 13 exons. Gene Ontology annotation, cellular component: exon-exon junction complex. The coding region runs from base 1 to 2433 and encodes 810 amino acids. The record is from RefSeq and is a predicted model, not a curated record. Lineage: Eukaryota; Metazoa; Nemertea; Pilidiophora; Heteronemertea; Lineidae. Gene Ontology annotation, molecular function: mRNA binding.
AUGGCGGACCGUCGGCGAAGAAGAAGAAAUUCCUCACAUUCUGACUCCGAAAUCACAGACGAAGAGGCGUCUUCAGAUACCAUACCAGCCGAUUUAUCAAAGAGUAUAUCUGAGGGAGAUACAAAUUUUGAGAAAUCUGUGACGCCUCAGAAAGCAGAAGAAGGUGAACAUUCUGAGUACGAGAGUGCAGAAGAAGACCAGGAAGAAGGAGAAGAAGAGGAGGAGGAAACGGAAGAGGAGACAGAGGAGGAGACCGCUACAGAAGAGGAGACGGAGACUGAGUAUGGAGAUGAAAGUGUCGUGCUCGAGGAGUCAUACGAUGAAGAGUGCUUGGAGGAAGAACGUCAGAGUGGCGACGGACAGGAACAACCCGAUGAAAACAAGGAACGUCUCGAUGAUGAUGAGGAUAAGAAGAAUCCGGCGUACAUCCCGCGCCGUGGAGCGUUUUAUGAACAUGACACGAGGAUGUCUGAGGAGAAGUUUAAAGAAGAGGAACAAAGGCCAAAGAAGAAACUGUGGAAAGAUGACGGUAAAUGGUUACACGAUCGCUACACAGAUGAACAACAGGCACCGAAGUCGAGGGAGGAACUUAUAGCCAUGUAUGGAUAUGACAUCAGGUCAUGUGACAAGCCUCCAGAUGGACCACUGCCCCGAGGUCGUGGUGGGGGUCGAGGACGUGGGCCUCGAGGAAGACGGAAUCUUGGUGACUUUAUGGAUAAAGACAGACGCAUGGAUGACGGCUACAAUCGGGACAGGGAUUACCAAAAGCGCGAUCGGGAUUAUGAAAAUCGAGACCAAGAUAACCCAAAUAACCAUGGUGACUAUCAUUACGAGCGGCGUUUUGACCAGAACUCAGACUCUCGUAGUGAUUAUGAGAAUGUUCGACGUGGUGGCAGUAGAGGACGUGCUGGAGACAGGGGACGAGGUGGCGAUAGGGGACGAGGUGGACCUCGUGGCAGGGGGGGCAGGGGACAAUUUACAGAUCGUGGCAGGGGUGGCCGAGGACAGUUCUCAGAUCGUGGUCGGAGAACUGACAUGCAGAACUCUGGCGGACGUUUCAGAGAUCAUAACGAAAAAGAGAAUAACGAAGUGAUUCAUCGACAUGUUGAAGUGCAAAGUUCCCCAGAAACCAGGCAGGACAAUUUUGUUGUUAAUUUACAAUUUGAGCAGCCAGGGAAGCAAUCGGAGCAGUGGCCCACUCCUGAAGAGGCUGUGGCACCAAGGUCAAAGUCUGAGCCAAGGUUUGACCAGAGGUCAGAUCCAAGGUCAGACCAGAGGUCAAAUCCAAGGUCAGAACAGAGGUCAGAUCCAAGGUCAGACCAGCGGUCAGAACCAAGGUCACCUAGGGCAAACACGAGAAAGCAAUGGACUAAUAGUAGCUAUAAACCGAGAAAUAGUCAAGAUGCUCGAGGUGAUUCUCGUGGUCAAGGUCAUCAUGAGAAUGCUAAACCUGUUACCACGGUGACGACUGAUUAUCAACGUGAGACGCGAUCUGCUUCACCUGUUAGAGACACUAAUACGCCAACUGGUGUGAAUCAAGAAAAGAAGUCGUAUUCUCGGGAUCGGCACGCUAGGAAUUACACUGGUCGUCGCAGUCAAGAGGGCGGCCAUAGUAACCGAGUGAUGAACUUGGAACGGCAGAUUGAUAACAUGCGUUUGGAGGAGGAUGAAAGACGCUCGGAUCAGAAGAAGGAAAGGCAGAAUGCGAAUGAAAAGAAAUCUUCUCAUCCUCAAAAGUCUGGGCCUCCAGCUGAUCAAAAAGGAGCGCCACCUAUGGAUGCGACAUCUAAACAGGAUCCGAACCAGAGCCGUCCUAAACGCUACUCAUCACAGAGACAGCGUAACAUGGCCGACAUCAGCUACCAGUCGCAAGAGCAGCUGGCGUAUUAUGGGCCUGGAAGUGGUUACCCCCCUCCAUCGAUGUUCCCUUCAGGUGGCCCAGAGGUGAGCACCACCUAUCAGCCAUCAAUGAUACCACAGGGCGUUCCAUACACAGUGCCAGCCGGGGCCCAAGCACCUCAAGUCAGCACCCAAGCGAGGAUCUUCCCUCAACAACCAGUCUCCAUAGCACCUGGUAACCAGCCAGUGGCAGCCAACAUGUUACCGGGUCAGUUCGUCGCACCGAUGAUGGGCUACCCACCUCCACCGAUCAUGGGCCACCCAAUAGUUGGACAGAUUCCGGUGCCGAUAAGUGCCGCUUUACCUGUCAGUGCUGCGCCGUCACAGUCACUUCCUCCUCAGCCUGCCAACCAAUCACAGACAAACCGAGAGUAUAGCAGAGGUGGCACCACCUAUUAUCCACCUGAGGCACAACAGAUCGUCAGUCCCAAAAGAUCACCGGCAAGACGGCCGAAGGCAGCCAUACCCAUCGUAAAUCCACAGUUUCCUGAACAUGAGAGAAAGACAACUAGUCGUACUAGUUUAAGACAAUAACAGAGUAGAAAGGAUAUUAGGAGGGACAUGAAAACACACAGUGCAGCGACCAUCUUUGCGGCUGAUUCACCACCUCCACAAAGUCCGACGCUGAAGAUUAAAAUCGUGGCGGAGGCGAUGGAGACGAAAGUAUGAUAGGUGGCGUCACUACUGGGAUUCACAGACCAAGUGGAGGCAAAGGUCUUCAUUCAAAUGGACUGAUAAAAUGACUUGAUAAUGAAGACGAGGUCUAGAAAACUCUGACUUCAUGUAAAUCCUAUCGUUCUCCUCAUGAAAGAGAUGAUAGAUUGUGUUUUUGCUGUAGGAGUGAGUUGGCUGCAUGUACGCUGCUAGGUAGAUAUACAAGCAUCAUCAGAUGGACCAGUCCUUGGCCGAGAUGUCUUCUGAGAACAUUGCUAAUUACACUCAAGACAGAAUGUUGAGUAGAAGGAAGAAUCCAGGUUUGCUUUGCUAGUAUGUGCUUGGUUUGGGCUUUCCCACGACAAUUCAUGUGUUAUUCUCAAAAAGUAAACUUUAAAUUUUGUUUCUGUUUGAUCAUGAACAUACUGGUAUUCAGUCAGUGGUACUGCCAUUUUCAUCUUCUGUUGGUUUUACGAAUAUUUGUUGCAAUAUUUGGAUCAUUUGUUGAUCAGCGAGAUGCUGGGAUCUGAGGUUUUAUUGAUCGUGAUUC